Molecule: messenger RNA, 2517 nt
Organism: Dipodomys ordii (Ord's kangaroo rat)
Lineage: Eukaryota; Metazoa; Chordata; Mammalia; Rodentia; Heteromyidae
Gene: Cdc42ep4
Product: CDC42 effector protein (Rho GTPase binding) 4
Exons: 2
Coding region: 230-1324 (364 amino acids)
Source: RefSeq, a predicted model, not a curated record
CGCUGACAUGGGCGGCCGGCCCCGCCAAGCCCACCGAGGGGAGCGCGCCGCCGCGCCCGCCGCGCGCUCGGGGAGCCGGAGACCCAGCCCUAUGACCUCGCUGUUGACGAGCCUUCCACCCGCUGGACUGGGACUACUGAUCUGACCCCCCCCCCCGCCCCCUGGCGUCCGCCUGCGGCCAGAGAGCACACGACCUGCCCCGCCCCGCGGCCCACCCCGCCCCAGCACCAUGCCGAUCCUCAAGCAGCUGGUGUCCAGCUCGGUGCACUCCAAACGCCGGUCGCGCGUGGACCUCACCGCCGAGAUGAUCAGCGCGCCGCUGGGUGACUUCCGCCACACCAUGCACGUGGGCCGGGCCGGGGAUGCUUUCGGGGACACCUCGUUCCUCAACAGCAAGGCCGGGGAGCCCGACGACGGCGAGUCUCUGGACGAGCAGGCCUCGGCCGCGUCAUCGUCCUCAUCCAAGCGCAGCCUCCUGUCCCGGAAGUUCCGGGGCAGCAAGCGGUCCCAGUCGGUGACCCGGGGGGACCGGGAGCAGAGGGACAUGCUGGGUUCCCUGCGGGACUCGGCGCUCUUCGUGAAGAACGCCAUGUCCCUGCCCCAGCUCAACGAGAAGGAGGCCGCGGAGAAGGGCUCCGGCAAGCUGCCCAAGAGCCUGUCGUCCAGCCCGGUGAAGAAGGCCGAGGAGGCCGGCGGGGAGGAGGCGGGCGCCCGCCGGAACGGGGCCGCGGGCCCCCCCGCCCCGGACCCCGUCCUGGAGGAGCAGGCCUUCGGGGACCUGACGGAUCUGCCCUUCGUGCCCAAGGCCAGCCACGGGCUGAAGCACGCCGAGUCCAUCAUGUCCUUCCACAUCGACCUGGGGCCCUCCAUGCUGGGCGACAUCCUGAGCGUCAUGGACAAGGACGAGUGGGACCCCGACGCCCAGGGCGGUGGCGGCUACCGGGACGAAGAGGAUGAGCCAGGCCUGGGCGUCGGGGGCGCGCUCCUGACCCCCGCUGCCGGGGCAGCCCCUCCCCUGGGGAGGCCGGAAGACAAGGCCGCGCCCGACCUGGCCGCCUCCGUGCCCGCCUUGCCCCCGCACGCCGCCCUGGAGGAGGAGGAGGAGGGGUGGGCAACGGCGGCCCCCAGCCCCAGCUCGGCCCGCAGCGCGGGCAGCCACACCAUGCAGGACAGCAGCUCCCUGUCCAGCGGCACCUCGGGCGUCCCGGAGGAGCGCAGCCCGGCCUUCCGGGGGCUGGACAGGGCCCGGGCCGCGCCCCCGCGGCAGCCAGACAAGGAGUUCUCCUUCAUGGACGAGGAGGAAGAGGACGAGAUCCGUGUGUGAGGCCGGCUGGAAGGAGCCCCCCCCCCUUCACACAGCUCCGGGCUGUACCCGAGUCCUGCCUCCACACCCCAGUGUGUGACCCUUUGACCACAAAGCCUCGGCCUCCCACGGGUGGACCUCGCGGAUGAGGGGUGCCGGCUGAGACCGCCCCCCCUCGCCCCAAGGAGAGCUUGGGAGAAUAGCAUUGGUGCUGACUGGUCGCCUGACUUUGGGGCACCCCACGCCCACCCUUCAGUGCCUGCGGCCCAGCAAGAAUCCUCCUUCUGGCCUCUUCCUCUGGCCUGGCCUCAAAUGGAUGCUAGAUGUCAACCCGGGCUGUGGACCCUUGGCUUCCUUUUCUCUCCCAGAGUCCAUGGUGCCCACCAGGGAAAUGUGGGCAGCAGGGGGCAGAGGUGGUCACAGGCCACCAGCCCCUCCCUUCUCCACCCCCAGCUGCCUCACUGGAAACCAGCUGCCCCUGGGGAUUGGGCCUUGACCUAAAGAUCCCUGUCAACACUAAAUGUCACCCGCCCCUUCCAGGAGAGAGGACAGGAGGGGGGCAGUUCCCAGGUCCCUGGAUUUUCGAGAAGGGGCCCUUCCAGGGUAACAAGACUACAAUCCUGGGCACUGCCCUGGGGGUGUGUCUGUUCUUUAUUAUCUGUGUUUAAAUCUGAGUAGAGCAAUGUUCACAACAGCAUUAAUUAGAUCCACCACCAGGAGAAGGGGGUCCUCGUAGGAAACCUUUAUACUAAGUCUCUCUCCUCUUGGAAAUUCACAGUAACUGUUUGUAUACUCAAGUCUAGUGAUGGCCCCCUGAACUAUGAGGGCUGGGUACCCACAGUUUUUGUGUUCCCCUCCCUAGCUGAACGAGGCCUGUGUAGAAAAAUUCUGGAAAAUUCUAGUUGUUUAAAAACCUAAUAGAUCCUUUGUAGAGUCUGGGAACAGGGAGGGUGGGGGCCGGGGAUAGGGCACUGCCUGGACUCCCAGGUCCAUCUCUUCCCCCACCCUGUGGCAGGCCCUUCCUCUUCUCUGCCCCUCCCCACUGCUGCUAAGACCAGUGCCCCAAGGGAGGGUUGCCAGAUUUAGCACGCACACACACAAACACACAAGAUCAGAAGCCUGGGUUUAAUUUGAAUUUCAGGUAACAAAGGAUCUUUUUUUUUUUUUCUGUUACUGCGUCCCAUGCAAUAUUUUUGUUUAGAUUUUUUUUUGGG